This is a messenger RNA of Acanthosepion pharaonis, 981 nucleotides long. NCBI's taxonomy places the organism in Eukaryota, Metazoa, Mollusca, Cephalopoda, Sepiida, Sepiidae. The record is from the annotation of a GenBank genome assembly.
AUGUACCGCCUUAACAAGCACAGCUGGACAUUUCACUUUCUUUUCAUUUUUUCUUUUCUUUUUUCUUUUCUUUUCUUUUCUUUUCUUUUCUUUUUUCUUUUCUUUUCUUUUCUUUUCUUUUCUCUUUUUCGGUCUUCCUUCUUUCACUCCUUCCUCCUUCCUUCCUUUCUUUCUUCCUUCCUUUCUUCCUUCUUUCUUUCCUUCCUUUCUUUCUUCCUUCCUUCCUUCCUUCCUUUUUUCCUUCAUUCCUUCUUUCCUUUUAGCCUUCCUUUCUUCCUUCCUUCCUUUCUUCCUUCUUUCUUUCCUUCCUUCCUUUUUUCCUUCCUUCCUUUCUUUCUUCCUUCACUCCUUCCUUCAUUCCUUUCUUCCUUCCUUCCUUCUUUUUUCCUUCCUUCCUUCUUUUUCCUUCCUUCCUUCCUUCCUUUUUUCCUUCAUUCCUUCUUUCCUUUUAGCCUUCCUUUCUUCAUUCCUUCCUUCCUUCCUUCCUUCCUUCCUUCCUUCCUUCCUUCAUUCAUUCCUUCUUUCCUUUUUUCCUUCCUUCCUUUCUUUUCUUCUUUUUUCUCUUUCUCAUUCAUAAUUGCUUACGUUCUUACUUUUUCCUUCAGUUUCCUUUCUUUCAUUCAAACCAUCUUCCAAACUUUCAAUCUUUCAUUCUUUCUUUUUUCUUUCUUUCUUUCAACCUUUCAAACUUUCUUUCUCACUUUUCUUUCUUUCUUUCUUUCUUUCUUUCUUUCUUUCUUUCUUUCUUUCUUUUUAUUCUUUCUUUCUUUCUUUCUCCAUAUCUUUUAUUAUUUAUUUCUAAAUAUUUGUUUUUCUUUCUUUCCUUAUCUCUCCCUCUCUCUAUUUUUUAUAUUUUGUUUCCAUGGUUUCAAUCUUUUUCACGAAUUUUUCUUUCUUUCUUUCUUUCUUUCUUUCUUUCUUUCUUUCUUUCUUUCUUUCUUUCUUUCUUUGUCAGUUCUCUUUUUACCUCUUACUUUAUAG